UGUGAAUUGAGAUUCUGAGAAUGCCUGGGGCGGGGUUCAUCACCAGAGACAUCGCCAAGUCGCCCGAGUCAAACUAUCUUCCGUCUGUCAGCCCAUUACUCGGAGGUGCCUAUAUGGGGAUCUCAAAUAGAGCCUUAUAGGUUAUACGAGGCUGAAUGUUUGUAAAUUAUUGUGGUAAAACGUCGGUUUGGACUGUGCCGCAUUUUCUUCGCUCAUUAUCGGCCUCAACACCAUCUUUCUCAUUGCACUCUUCACUUUCAUUUGAGACCUGCCAUUGAUCUCAGUACCUUUCAUGAUUCUUCAAUCGUCAACAUCACCUUUUUCUUGAACAACGAGGCAUCAUCAUGGCAGAUCCUCGACGUGCAGAAUGGUUCCUCUCCAAAGCCUCUCUUCAACCCCCUCCCCGUCUCGGCCGUCUAACCGAACCACCCGCCCAAGAUUUCCUCCCAUUCACCACUACCAACCGCGAUGCAGCUCGCCAGCUCCUCGUACAACAGAGAACAUCGGAUCCCAACUACAAACCCCCAGAUCGACAAAAGCGACAUCUCUUCCGCUCCAAAGAACAAAAAGCUGAAGCCUGCAACACUUCACAAUGGAGCUUUGCGAAACACGAAGUCGCGAAAGCCUUUGAUGUUUUAUUGGCACAGGAGACACUCCCACCAGCUGGUGUUGCGCAAGCUCUUUUGUUGCAUACGACACUGACCUCGUUGGAUGAACUUUGGGGUCAUUUGAAUGAUGCGCAGUUGGAGAAGAGGAUGAAGAGGAAUAGGAUGAGCGAGAUCUUGAGCUUCGAUUCAAAUAGCAUGACGUGGUUGGAUACGGCGACUUCUCGUGAUAACUUCAACUAUGUUCACUUGUUGUGCCAAACACAAGCGAGCCAAGGAGUCUUGAACAGGGCGUUUGGCAUGGCCUUGUCCAGAUCAUCUCUCGAGUCUAUGAAGCUUCUGUUGAGCUUUGGAGCUGUGGCAUCCGGUUGCCAAGAUCUCAUCAGCCAGCAUAUUCGAGCCCGGAACUUGGAGUUGGUGAGUUUGCUACUAUCAGCACCUAACUCAAUGGCUCCCUCGGAUUGGAAAGCAUGCCUUGAACAAGAUUUCGCAAGGGCAGAAGCAGGAGAAGCUUUGUCUCUCUCAUUUAUUCUCCUGCUCCUAUCCCACCGCCCAGAACUGGUCUCGGAGUCCUUUCUUCUCAGUGCACUAAGACUACAGAGCUACCAAGCCACAGCUGUGAUAUUGGGCUACGCAUACUCCAAUCAGGUCUUCUUCGCCAUUCGUCACCAGGUCUGCGAAAUCGUUUCUCAAUACCAGAAUGGCAACCAGAGGCUAGCCUUCUUUACUCUCCUAUCUCAUUCUGGUCUUGUCGGAGACAACUUGGUCACUCGAGAAGAGCUUGUCAAGGAAGUACUCGCUCGCCACUUACCACUUGUCAAUCUGCUUGUGCAUGCUGGUGUCGCGGUUGAUGUCCCUCCACACAAUGCUUUGAAAUGGGCUGUCUCACAACUAGACUUUGACAUGCUGGAAAUUCUUAGACACGGGAAUCUUUUGUCGCCUGCAUCCCAAGUACUGGGCUACCUGCCCGAUAACAUCCCAGAGCCUGGCAUGGUCCAUUUCAUGAACAUGUUUGGAUCUAUGGGUCUGGGAGGACAACAGCUUGACUCAUGCCUAGUGCGUGCUGCGCAGAGUAAACAACAACACCUUGUCGAAACUCUGCUCCAUUACGGCGCAUCCGUCGAGGCUAAGGAGGCUGCUGCCAUCCGCGCAGCUAUCAUAUCUGCUGAUCUGUAUGUGCUCAGCGUGCUUCUACAAGGGCAGUGUGCAUCGGCUAUACUUUCAACGCUUAUUCCUACCGCCAUGGAGAUAUCACCAAGAACCAUGAGGUUCGGUGUGAUGCAAUGUCUCAUUAGAAAAGGUGUUGAAAGACAGUCACUUGGCACCGCUCUGCUGCAGCUCAUAUUUGAAGAGGGCGAUAUCGACUCUGACCUCAUCAAGCUUCUUAUCGACAAUGGUGCGCCGCUGGAUUCUACCUCAGACGUUGAUACUUCGCCACUUAUACAGGCUACGAAGAAAGGAGAUGUCACAGCCCUAAACAUGCUCUGCAGCGCGAAGCCCACGGCGGGGGAAUUGGCUGCUGCUCUUCCCUUUGCGUUCAACACUAUUGCGGCCUUUGGCUACGAUGUUGCGCUUGAGCUAAUGACCCUGCUUCUCAAGCAAGGCGCAUCUGGUCCGCCAGUACACGAAACAUUGCUUAAGGCAAUUACAUCAGACGUACCACUCGGCUUUGUGCAGUUGUUGACCGAGCACGGCGCUAAUGUCAACUAUGCAUCUGGUCAGGCUUUCGUGCGAGCCAUUGAGAUGGACAAGUCUUCACUUCUGGAGCUGCUUUGCUCGUCGUUCCCGCCAGACCAAAUAACCGUCCAUGCAGUUCUACCAAUACUCAUCGACCCAAAGCACUACAACCUCUCUAACAUUGAGCUCUUCCUGAGCGCUGCUUCACGAGCUACUCCAAAGCCAUCACUCACAAAUACCUAUGCUCUCAUCAAAGACCACCCACAACGUUCAGAGCUCUUACCGUGUCUUCUUCGCCAUGGUCUAGACAUCAAUGAAGAAUCUGGUAUGAUUCUCUGCCUUGCUGUCCGAGAACACGACAUGGAUCUCAUCAAGUCAAUUCUUGCUCUCGACCCGGGUGCCGCUACGCUCUCCAACGCCUUUCGCGAGGCAUGUCAAGUCGAAGAUUCAGAUUUGAAACUUGAUCUUAUGGAGCGCCUACUAGAAAAGGCUUCUCCAGCUGAGAUCGGACAGUCUAAGGCACUGCUGCAAGAAACCCAAGCCGCUCUCGAUGGAGACAUGGAUGGACUUUGGUUACUCCUAGGCCACAAAGCUAAUGUCAACUUCAACAACGGCGAAGCUGUUCAAGCAGCUGCAUCGAAUAGCGCAGGGUACCCAAUUAUCCUCAACAUGCUUCUCUCAGCUGGUGCUACAGACGUUACCGUCGAGGAGGCAUUUGACGCUGCUAGCAACGCAGAUACACCAGCAAGCAUCAAAGCGGGUAUCUUUGGAAGUCUUUUUGCUUUCCAUAAAGAGAUCUCAGUUGAGAUUAUAUCUCGAGCUUUUGUCAAGGUGCUUGAAAGCCACCCUGAUGAUGAGCACCUCCCAAACCUGUUAUUAGAGCAUGGUGCUGGUGCUCAAGUACAGCUCGCGACACUGGAGGCUGCAGCUGAAGCAUCUCCAGGCGGACUGUUUCUGAAGCUUCUGCGACAGGUCUCCGACUAUACCAUGCGUAAUGAGAUUUUCGAGUAUAUCCGAAUGCACACUAGUAUGGAGUCGGCGCACAGACACGAGGCCUAUGAGACCCUCCUGAAGCAAGGUAUAGCCGAAUCCCAGAUCUCUGAUGCCCUUGUAGUGUCAAUUAAGAACGAUCCUACUAAUCGGGAAAUUCCUAUGUUGCUCCUCAACAACGGCGCCCAGGUCAACUAUAAGAACAACGAAGCGUUCGCCGCAGCAUUUCAGUCCCGAAACUUGGAGAUGUUCGAACUCCUUUGCUGUUACCUCGUGAAAGGCGAACAUGAUGAAGCAGCGAAGCUCGUCUUUGAGCAUCCAUAUCUACGAGAGAAUCCUUCCGUUACUGUUGAUCAGACUGUUCGCGUGAAUAUCUACAGGAGUGUUCUAACUUGCAACAUUGACCCCAAGAGCAUCUACACUACGCUCGUUCACUUCCUCGAUUCACCGGAAUCCAGCCUUCCCAUUGUGGAACUUCUGCUCCAACAUGGUGCCAAUCCCAACGACGAGGAUGGGCAUUGCUUCUACCUCGCAGCACGACACAAAGAGGAAUCUCACUUCCGAGCGUUGUGCAAAUACGCAGAACUAUCCAUUGUCCUACCCACGCUUUCACGCCGCAUUGUGAAAGAGCACAACGUGACGCGAUGGUUCAAAAUCUGUCUUGAGAUGCAGCCAUCCCAAAUUGCCGGACUUUCAGACCAGCUUUUGUAUCAGUGUAUACGCAAGUUUCCGAAUGGAACUGAUUGUCUGGAUGUACUGUUGGGGGCGGGCUUGUCGCCUUCUGCGACGAUUAGUUAUCGUCUGCAUAAGAAUUGGGUGGAGGAGGAGAUUUCGUUGCUUAUUUGGUGUCUUGUGUCCCCAUUGAAAACAGGGAAUAGUGUUAUUCUUAAGUUGUUGGAACACGGAAGCAAGGCUUUGCCAGACUACGUGACACCAGACUCCAAGAUACCCACCAUCUUUCUCACACUCCUCAACAAGUCACGAGCUCCCGUUCUAGAAGCUAUGCUCAAGCUCGAAAGCACCAAUAUCCUCAAUGAGACCAUCUCCGGAUCCAAGUUCAGCUCUCUGGCUUCAUAUCCCAAGAAGCCUAAACUUGAGUUCACAACUCUCUUCGAAGACGACGACGAGAUCUCACCACGUGAAGCAUCACUCUUCCUCGGCAAUCUUGACGCCUUCAAGUUACUCAACAAAUCCAUGCUCCCUGACGACGGCACCCUUCAUCUAGCAGCUCUCCUCGCCCUCCCCGAUUUCACAGAUUGGCUUCUCGAAACCCACGAGCCAAACUAUGAGGAAGAAAACUUUGGCUUCAUGGUUCCCCUGGCACUAACAUGCUACUCCAAACCCUUUCCUUGGUGUAAAGUUGCCAACGAGGAACAAGAGUGGUUUUCUCGUUUAGAGGAGACUAUGAAGAUUCUGAUCCCAAAAACAUUGUCCAGCUGGAGAUAUCGGCAGAAACUUCCGUUGCAUCUUGCACUGGAGAAUGGGAGCCAGGUUACUAUGGCUAUGUUGAACGUGCUGAAUGUGAGGGGUAUCGGGAAUAGGGAUAAGUAUUUGUAUACGGAUAAGACGGGUAUGCAUUACUCGCCUUGUGAGUAUGUUGAGACGUUUGUGGAGGUUGAUGAUGAGGAGAAGGGCAAACUGGUUAAAAUUCUUCAGGAGCAUGGUUUAAACUGAUUAGGGAUGAUAUAUCUAUUUUCUUGUAUCUAUUUGUUCUGCAUUUAUAUACCCAUGAUUUUCUAUCCUAUAAACACAUGAGAUAGCUGAGGCUCG
Fusarium odoratissimum NRRL 54006 is the source of this 5042-nucleotide messenger RNA. RefSeq lists its product as uncharacterized. NCBI's taxonomy places the organism in Eukaryota, Fungi, Ascomycota, Sordariomycetes, Hypocreales, Nectriaceae. The transcript is spliced from 2 exons. The coding region runs from base 345 to 4946 and encodes 1533 amino acids. The record is from RefSeq and is a predicted model, not a curated record. Gene Ontology annotation, molecular function: protein binding.